GGACAGGGAGCGUGGGCAGCUCACAAGUGGGGUGCUGGGGUGGGGGGCUCGGGGCUGGGCUUCUCUCAGCCGGUGGGGUGAGCAAAACCUCACGCUGCCCGCUCGCACGGUGAGGCACCUCUCUCCCAGGUGAGGCAGCCAUCUGUUAAAAACCGAGGGAGGACGGAGGCAGCGCUCAGAGGCUGCUGCGAUUGCGGAUCAGCCGCAGGUAGAGCUGGGGAGAGCCCUUGCUGGCAGCCAGGUGUGUCCUCGUCCUUGCCAGUAUGGAGUCUCGCUGCCAGCUUUGGCCAUGGGCAUUAUUUGUCCUGCUGGCCUCCCUGCGGCUGCUGGGCGCGCAGCACGACUGCUCCCGAGGUGCCUGCUACCCCCCCAGGGCGGACCUCCUGCUGGGACGAGUCCAGCACCUCCGAGCCUCUUCCACCUGCGGCCUCACCAAGCCCGAGACGUACUGCACGCCCCACGGAGAGUGGAACAUGAGAUGCUGCAGGUGUGACUCCCGGCUGCCGCACUCCCACAACGGGCACCGCAUCGCAAACGUGCUGUCCUCCGCCGGGCGCGCGCGCUGGUGGCAGUCCCAGAGCGGCAUAGAGCGCGUCUAUUUGCAGCUGGAUCUGGAUGAGAAGUUCCAGCUCGACGGCAUCGUGCUUGACUUCAGGUCGCCGCUGCCCACUGCGAUGCUGAUCGAGCGCUCCACCGACUUCGGCAAGACCUGGGAGGUGUACCAGUACCUGGCCUCCGACUGUGCCACCGCCUUCCCCCACGUCCCCCGGGUCCCCGAGAGCUGGGGGGACGCUCGGUGCCAGGUGCUGCAGGCCCAGCACAGGUACCCUGCGCACGGGGGCAAGGUGAAAUUCAGUGUCCAAGAUCUGGCAUCGACCAUUACUACCUCGUACAGCCAGGCUGUCAGCAGGCUGGGGCAAUUCACCAACCUCAGAAUCAACUUCACCCAGCUCCCGCACGUCCUGCGCCAGGGCUACCACUCGCCCAGCACCUUCUACGCUGUGACAGAAAUGCAGGUGCUGGGAAGCUGCUUCUGCAAUGGCCACGCCGACCGCUGCGCCCCGUCAGGAGACCCCCACACCAUGCAGGUCCACGGACGCUGCGAGUGCCAGCACAACACCGCCGGCCCCCACUGCGAGCGCUGCGCUGCCCUCUACAACGCCCGCCCGUGGGCCCCCGCGGAGGACAACGACCCCCACGAGUGCCAGCGGUGCAACUGCAACGGCCACUCAACCUCAUGCCACUUCGACCCGGAGGUUUUCCGCAGCAGUGGCGGGGUGAGCGGGGGCGUCUGUGACAACUGCCAGCACAACACGGCGGGGAACAACUGCGAGCGCUGCCAAACGAACUAUUUCCGCAACCAGCGGCAAGAUCUCACCCAUCCUGAAGCCUGUCUGCCCUGCGAGUGCGACCCUGAUGGCACAGUGCCGGGCUCCAUCUGCGACCCGCUCACGGGGCGCUGCGUCUGCAAGGAGAACGUGCAGGGCGAGCGCUGCCACCUCUGCAAGCCGGGCUUCGCCCAGCUGGCCCAUGCCAACCCCAUGGGCUGCCGCAGAUGCUCCUGCAACGUGCUGGGAACGCGGCAGGACAUGCCCUGUGACGACGAGACGGGGCAGUGCUCCUGCCUGCCCAACGUGGUGGGCGCCGAAUGCGACCAGUGCGCGGCCGGGCACUGGGACAUGGCGAGCGGCCGGGGCUGCCGGCCCUGCGACUGCCACCCCGGCGGCUCCCUCAGCACCCACUGCAACCAGUUCACAGGACAGUGCUCGUGCAGAGAAGGCUUCGCGGGGCGGACGUGCUCUGCCGCACAGCAGGAGCAGGCCUGCCCUGACAGGCACUAUGGAAACGCCAGGGUAGGGUGCACAGAGUGCAACUGCGACUUCCAGGGCACGGAGGGCGCGGGGUGUGACAAAUCCACGGGUCACUGCCUCUGCCGCCCAGGCGUCACCGGCCCCCGCUGCGACCAGUGCCAGCGCGACCACUGCAGCACCUACCCCAGCUGCGAGCCCUGCCACCCCUGCUUCCACGCCUACGACGGUGACAUCCAGCGCCUGCGCCUGCGCCUGCACCAGUCUGUCCUGAGCAACUCCAGCGUGCUGCUGCCCGGGGGCACUGGGGGCUCCCGCCUGGGCCCCCGCCUCGCGCAGGCGGAGGGCACAGCGCAGCAGGCGCAGGGCAUCCUCGGCCGCUCCUCUGGCACCGAGCAGGGCCUGGCCCAGGUGGGCAGCGCACUCGCUGCCAUCAGAGAGCAAAUGCAAGGCAUCAACCCCAACUUUCAGUUGCUGGAUGUGACUGCCUCUCUAUCAAGCGAGCUCAAAGCCCUCAACAGCAGCCUGGUUAUUAUUAACAACCAGUACCAGAGCAAGAAGACCCAGUUUGAAACCAGCCGUGGCACAGAUCUGUCAGGAGCCUUCCAGACGAUCAGGUCUGCUUACCAGACAUCUGCCAAUGCCAGCGGCCUCGUCGCUGGCGCUGCCGCGCUGCUGGCCCGCUCCAGGGAGAACCGCAGGAACGUCGCAGCGCUGGAGGGGGCAGCUGGCGCACAAAGCACCAAGCUGCUGGCUCUCAGGGCCGAGGUGGCCUCGUCCCCCAACCUCACCCCUGCAGCGAACAAGAUCUGCGGCGGCUUCCGCGUGGAGAAGUGCACUCCUGCCCAGUGCCAGGGGCUGCUCUGCCCGCGAGACAACGGCACAGCCUGCGGGGCCGGCCUCUCCUGCCGCGGUGCCUUCCCGCGGUCCGCCGCGGCCCUCGGCACGGCCACCAAGGCCUCCAGGGAGCUGGGCAGCCUGAGCGCGCGUCUGCGGGAUACGGCGCAGCUGAUUAAAACAACGGAGACAUCUGCUAAUCAGAUUCAGAGCAAUGUCCGGCGGCUGGUGGAGCAGAUGAGCGUAACAAGAACCCAGAUUGAGGGAGAUGUGCGGCGCAUCCAGCAGUUCAUCCAGCAAGUGCGAAACUUCUUGUCAGACAAAGACACGGACCCUGCUACAAUCCAGGAAAUCAGUGAGUUUGUUCUCUCACUGCGUCUCCCCACGGAUGCUGCUGCAGUCCUGAGAAAAAUGACCGAGAUCCAAAAUUUGGCUAGUAAACUGCAGUGCCCAGAGAGCAUCCUGGCCCAGACAGCCGAGGACAUUGCGAAGGCCAAGCGGCUUCAGCAGGAGGCAGAACAAGCCAGGAACCGGGCAAAUGCUGUGGAGGGCAAUGUGGAAGAGGUGGUUGAGUAUCUGAAACAAGCAAACACGGUGCUGCUGGAGGCACAGAGGGAUAUCAGGGGCUCCAGUUCCUUGCUCCGGUUCAUCCAAGAGCGCGUUGAGGAGAUCGAGGCCGUUCUUGGCCCAGCCGAGAGGAACGCGCAGGCCGUGGCAGAGGAGCUGGCGGCGCUGAGGGAAGGGCUGCGGCAGCUGCAGCAGGCAGCGGGGCAGAACCGCCUGCGGGCCAGUGACGCGCAGCAGGUGGCGGCGGCAGCGGGCGAGAAGGCCGGCAGGGCACAGCAGUCCUUGCAACAGGUGAAACAAAUGUAUGCUGAGCUGAAGAGUAGGAUGGAGCAGAGCCCAGCGCUAGGAGGGCAAGGCAGCCGGGUGCAGAGCAUAGGCCAGGAGGCAAAAGAUCUCUUGGAGGAAACUUCAGCAAUGAUGCUUAGGAUGGCAGCUUUAGAGACAGAAAUUCAGGAAAGCAACAGAGCCUUGCUGUCCAAGUCAGCCAGGCUGUCAGGCCUGCAGGAGCGGGUGGGCAGGAUUUGGGAUGCCAUCAGCAAGCGAGUCGCCUACUACGACAGCUGCUCCUGAGCGAGGUGGUGCCUUCCUCCGCUGCACACACUGACUGGAGUAUUUACUCCCAUUUUCCGGCUGCAGUUCUCAUGUUCCUAACGUCUGCGUAUUUAGCAAAUGGAAUUUCUGUCCCUUUGGAGAGGAGCUGCAGUGAAACCAUGGAGAGGUUCACGUUGGACUGACUGGCUGAAGCUGCUUGGGCUCAGAGGAAAGGGGCAGAGACAUUGAUCAUUAAUGGCAAAUAAUGAACAUGUCUCCAAUGUUGUUAUUUCCAGAAGGGUUUAUAACCACCUCCUCCAACCCCUCCCCUCUCUCCCCCCAAUUCUUUUUCAUGUUUUAGCCAAUUCAAGCUCUUGUAGCUGGAUUUCGCUGUUCAAAUUAAAACCCUUGUUUGGGGCUUUUCACACUGCAGUUAAUCUUCACAACUUGCCAUGGCUUCAGUACUUCCCUCCUAGCUCUUUCUUCAAAGAACCAGGUCACAGAAAUGGAGAAUUUUAUCUCCAUUGUAUCUGUACAACAUACCUAUAUUUCUACUAUGAAGAGAAACACGAUCUCAUAUUCAGAUGCGAAGUCAAAUAUCUCGUUUGACUUUCUGCCACAAUCUGCUUAUUUACCGUGUUACAUUUUGCCAGAAAGUACCAGAGGGAGCAGGUCUGCAGCUGCAUGGGGAACGUUUUAGAAGGGACUUAAUAGACCGUUACCACAUCAAAUUUCUAUGAAUAACCAACAGGCACUUUACAAAACAAAAGUCAGCUUUAUUAAGCAAGUAUUUAUUGUGCAAUUAUGGACUUGGAAGCAGGGAAUUUAGACCUCGCUGUGAUUAUUAUCAGACAUAUGGAGGUUGCUAGCAGGUUGUCUCCUUUUGUAGCUGAAGUGAGAACUGCACAGCCUGGGCAGCUGCUUGUCACUGAGCUGCAGAGAGCUGAAGCCUGGGAGGAACUGAAAUCCGACAAAGGGGUAGGGUGCAUGUUGUAAAAAUAACUGAGCUGCCACUGAAUAAAACUCUGCAUGGCUUUGGUUUAUAGGAUUUAUGCUGUGCUGUGCAGUGCACUUAUGCAUUGGACAACUAAACAGUAUACAGAAAACAAAAGCUUUACAGCAUCGAGCAAUGUAGUAUGGAUAAUAUACACUGAAUAUGCUAGCAGCAGCCUCAGACUUUCCCUUGCUAAAGUGCCUUGUCCCAGCUUUAACGAUCCAGAAACACGCCGAGGUCACUGCACUGAUGGAUUCCCAGGACUAAUGUGCCGCUCGUCACCCGUUGGUCGCUGCUCUCCGAGAUGCUGCUGCCCGUCCGCUGCUGGCGGGACGCAGCCUCCUUUCUUCUUGCUUGCACUGCUGAUGUCUGGCUUUGAAGUGCAGAAAAGAGUAAAACAGCCCUUCUGUUUCUGCAAGAGAGAGAAUUUCAAUUGGGGAUUGAACUUUGUUUCAUUAAACUGCUGCCUUCACAAUGUGCUCUGUUAAUAAGCAGCAGCACAGGGGUUAGGAACAGCUUAGAUCCUUUUGUAUGCUGCAUUUAUAAAGGGCUAUUACAUGACUGAUCAUCGGAAUUGACCUGUUUGGAAUCUGUAGUAGAUCUUACUUGCAUUUGUCUCAUCUAUUGAUCCUUUGUACAUUACAGUUCUGUCCGUAUAAUCUCAUCAGUAGAGAGGGUUAUAAAAGACGAUAGGACGUAGAUCUCUUGAUGCAGUUUUCAUGGAGAAUUAUGCUAGCAUACGCUCACCUUUUGAGGACCAUUUUUUUCUCCCAGAAUCUAAUAGCAAUAGGCCUUACUGCUUGUAUACAACGUGGGGCAAAUAUUUAAUUCUGGACUAGCUAAGAAGUUAUCUGAGCUACAGUCAGACCAGAGGAAACUUUCUGUUUUGUACUUUGUUAUUUCUUGCUCACCUGCAAAACAAACAUCUCCAUGCAAUGCUCUCUGGUAACAGAACAACCUGAACUGUCUUGCCUGGACUGAAUCUGGGCAAGGGCUGGGCUGUUCAGGCUGCAGGAUAUCUCCCAUCUGUGCUCAGCCACCAGCCAGCAGCUCGUUGUCAGCCCUUUGCUCUUGGCCACUGCUGAGACCCAGCUGAAGCCCCCGGUCCCAGCUGAUGAAGCUGUUUGGUUCCAGUGUGAUUCUCAAAGAGUAGCUAUUAAUAAUUGAAGUGUUUGAUAUACCAGGUUCAUGCUUUGCUUCCUUUCACACACUUCUUGUUCGAGCCUGU
Anas platyrhynchos (mallard) is the source of this 5965-nucleotide messenger RNA. RefSeq names its product laminin subunit beta 3 (gene LAMB3). The record is from RefSeq and is a predicted model, not a curated record. Gene Ontology annotation, biological process: tissue development; animal organ morphogenesis. NCBI's taxonomy places the organism in Eukaryota, Metazoa, Chordata, Aves, Anseriformes, Anatidae.